AUGGUCCGACGUCUCAUGCGCAGCCAACGCGUGUGGUGGUGGAUGGGGUCCCUGGCGCUCGGGGCCGUGGCGCUCGUGGCGUUUGGACCGGAGCUGAAGCUUGGCGUGAGCAAACACACGGCUGACGUGGCGUCGCGGUCGUUGCAGGACGAGACGCUGCGGGAUAACACACGCGAACUGGCGUCGCUGAUUGUGCAGACGGUGCUGAACGAUCCGAAUGUAUUGGAUCAAGCGUCGCGGUUCUUGCAACGACUCGCUGCAAUGGAAUCGACGCGGGAUGCGCUGCAGAUGCUGGUCGUUCAUACGCUGAACGAUCCCAUGACGAGGUUCCAGAUGGCCGAAGUGAGCAAGUGCACUCUUGCGGCCAUUUUGGAGGAUCCAAAGACGUUGCGACAAGUUGUCGGGUUGCUGAGCUCGACAGUAGCUGAUGCUCAAGCCAAAGAGUUGUUGCUGUUGCUACUGCAGCAGGUGAUGCGGGACGACCAGACGCGAGCAAAUGUGACGCUGAUGGUGGCUCACACGUUUCUGCAAGAUGCAGUGAAGCAGAAUGUGGGCCAGACGCUUGGAGAUGCAGUGCAUGACGUUUUGAGUCGAAAGGACAUUCAGGAGCAUGCGAAAGAGUUUGUGAGUAGCGUGGUGCGAGACCAGACGGUGCAAGUGCAAAGUGGCGAAGCCAUGUGGAGUACUUUCAUGUACGCGCUCACGCCCGGUUGGCUCUCGUGGAUAUGGGCGAAUCCAGGUGAGACGCCGGAAGAAGCGGUGCUCACAACACCAGCAGCAGAGGUUGCGUCUGUGGUGUUAGCGGCGACAGCUGCAGAAACGGAGCGAGCGCAGAAGAAGAAGAAGGAGAAAGACGCACAGACGGAGACGCUCGAAGGAGCUCGUUGA
Peronospora matthiolae is the source of this 888-nucleotide messenger RNA. NCBI's taxonomy places the organism in Eukaryota, Oomycota, Peronosporomycetes, Peronosporales, Peronosporaceae. The record is from the annotation of a GenBank genome assembly.